Hirsutella rhossiliensis is the source of this 2220-nucleotide messenger RNA. RefSeq lists its product as uncharacterized. The record is from RefSeq and is a predicted model, not a curated record. Gene Ontology annotation, molecular function: protein-macromolecule adaptor activity; protein binding. Gene Ontology annotation, cellular component: nucleus. The transcript has 5 exons. Gene Ontology annotation, biological process: proteasome-mediated ubiquitin-dependent protein catabolic process. Bases 1 to 2220 code for a protein of 739 amino acids. NCBI's taxonomy places the organism in Eukaryota, Fungi, Ascomycota, Sordariomycetes, Hypocreales, Ophiocordycipitaceae.
AUGCUCUCAUUUACGCGUCAAGGACACGACCGCGUCGUCCGCGACCGCAUCAUCGGCUUGGCCCAACCAGCCCCGGCCAGCUCCGCCCAUUUUUCUGCUCCUUGUCGAGCUUCCUCGAGCCAGCGGAAGGAGAAGCGUGUCCCAUCCGUGACGCCUAGAAGGUUCCGGAGGUUCUUUGCUCCGCGGUCGUUCCAGCCCCAGGCCACUCGGUUGACGCUGGGAAUAUUGAGUUCCGCCGCUGUUAAUCGCCAGAUGGUGUCGCCGCAGUCCCUGGCUGGAGACUCCCUCAGCUCCGACCCGAUAUGCCCUUCCUCGCCCACGGAUCGCCUAGGGAGAGCUUACGAUGACGACCAGCACGGGGCGAAGGACGAGAUGCAGCUGGAGCCGCCCGCAAAACGACGCAGAGGCAUGCCUCUGGACGAUAUGCCCCGGCUCCUGACCCGUCCAUACACGGGCCUUGGGAAUACGGACUUGCUCGGCGACGGCACUAACGGAAGGGCAACUCUGAGCGAGAGACGCAGGGCCAAUCUGGGCCAAUUCUUCAAAGCCAGUCGCAGAGGCGUCCAGAACUUGAGCGAAAAGUCCAUCUCCACUCAGCAAAUCGCUCCGGCCGAUAUCGACUCGCCCUUGCCGCUCCGAAACUACCAACCCCAGCCCGUUCGCAAGUUUCGUAACCGUGGCCUUGCAGCCCAUUUGCUCGACCGCGAGCACGGCUUCUCCUCUCAUCCCGGCAAGGACUAUCUCGCCUACCCAACCUCCGAUGCCUACCACUGCACGCCUCUCGAUCAGUCGGGAACCAGCAUCCCCUUUAGCCUCGCCAGCUGCCACGGCGCCUCGGUCACGGCCAUUGGCGACGAGCAGGGCAACGUCCGCUUCUUGUCCACCGCGAAGCUCUCCGCGCCCGGCAACAAGGUGACGAGCAUCGUCAAGGUCCACGACAACGCCAUCAUGGACCUAGACUUUUCGCACGAUGACUCCCGGCUGGCCAGCGCAUGCGGCGACCGCUCCGGGCGCGUCCUCGACACGCAAACGCAGACGGUCGCCGUCGAGCUGGGCGGCGGCCACUGGGACUCGCUGCGACAAGUGACUUUUCAGCCUGGCGAGGGCAACGGCAAUGUGCUCGCCACGUCGGACAGGGCCAGCCGCGUACAGAUCUGGGACCUGCGGUGCUCCCCUCUGCCGGCGCAGUGCUUCUCGGCCGGCUCUACCGGAGGAGGAACUGGACGAGGCGGCGGCCGGCUGCGGGACCAGCGGCUGGAUGUGGCACCCGCGCGGACAGUCAACACCAUCGACAACGCGCACGAGCGCACCGUGCAGGGCAGCACGUCGUCGGCGUCGGUGACGGCGCUGCAGUGGCUGCCGGCGGGCCGCGAGCACCUGCUUCUGACGGCGUCCGAGGCCAACGCGUCCAUCAAGCUGUGGGACACGCGCUACAUGAAGCCGCGGCGGCACACGGCCGAAACACCCCUGGCCGUGACGCCCGAGCCCGUGACGCACACGUGGCGCUCCUACGGCAUCACGUCGAUGGCCCUCGGCACCGACGCCGCCCGCCUCUACGCCGUCUGCAAGGACAGCACCGUCUACGCCUACUCGACAAACCACCUCGUCCUCGGCCACGCCCCCGAGCUGCUCGACGGCGCUGCCAAGCGGCGCCCCGCUGCCGCCCGGGGACUUGGGCCGCUCUACGGCCUCCGCCACGACUCGUUCCGCGUCGCCUCCUUUUACGUCAAGUGCGCCGUCCGGCCCGCCGCUCACGGAGGCGGUGGGGCCGAGCUCCUCGCCGUCGGCAGCUCCGACGCCUGCGCCGUCCUGUUCCCCACCGACGAGCGCUACAUGCGUGCCGCCUGGGCCCGCCGCGAGCACAUGCUACCACCCUCUGGCGGCGGCAUGGGGGGCCAGACCGUUUCAUCGCCCUUCCUGCCCUCUCCGCUGACCCCCCCGGGCUCCACGCCGUCAUGGCUCUCGUCGUCGUCGUCGUCCCCCCUGCCCAUCCUCCGCGCCGGCACGCCCCUCAUCCGCGGCCACGCCCGCGAAGUCACCACGCUGUCCUGGUCCCGCGACGGCAAGCUCGUCACCGCCUCGGACGACUACCACGUCCGCCACUGGCAGCAGGGCGGGCCCCGCGCCCGCCACCUGCGUCAGGUGGGCGAGUUUGGCGGCGAGAGGCACCAGGCCGGCUGGGCCGACGUCGGCGACGACUGGGACUGCGAGGAGGGCUGA